Messenger RNA from Linum tenue, 472 nucleotides. The record is from the annotation of a GenBank genome assembly. Lineage: Eukaryota; Viridiplantae; Streptophyta; Magnoliopsida; Malpighiales; Linaceae.
UUUAUGUUCUUUUCGAGUUUGAAUCUUCGUUUUCUAGAAUUUGGUGAGCUACAGUUCAGGUUUCUAAAUUUUAGUUGGGUAAUUGAGUUUCCAGGUAAAGUAGGAAUCUUUGGAUCUGAGUGUGGUUCAAUUCUCUCAACAGUCAGCACAACGACGACUUUGAUGACAUGUGUUCCUUCUCAAUCUAAGAAGCUUCACAUCAAAUUUUUGGCCUUCUAAAGUUUUGCGACUCUCAGAAGCAAACCAUGAGUUGGGAGAACAUGGGGUUCGACCAAUAUUUGAAGAGUGCGGUGUUACGAAAAUGUACUUUGCUCCUUUGUAUUGGCUGCUUCUGCGCGGUAUCCUCUUCUCGGACAGGUUAGUAAGCCGAAAGCAAGUGAGGUUGGUGAAAGUGCAUAACUAAUUAAAAACUAAAGACAAUGCAAAUAAACAAAAGGAAAUAACUUCAGGUUAGUAAACCGGCAGCAAAUGA